Messenger RNA from Oikopleura dioica, 780 nucleotides. Lineage: Eukaryota; Metazoa; Chordata; Appendicularia; Copelata; Oikopleuridae. The record is from the annotation of a GenBank genome assembly.
AUGAAAAAUCAAGUCGAGAGCAUCGAAAUGACUGCAAAUCACGAUGAUAAUGAAAUUAUUGCCGAGUAUGAGAGAGCUGUGAUCUUCCGUGUCGGGCGAAUCAGCGGCAACAAAGCUGUCGGACCUGGUUUAUUCUUUAUCGUCCCGUGCACUGACAGCUUUAUCAAGGUCGAUAUGCGAACGAUCUCUUUUGACAUUCCACCUCAAGAGAUCCUCACAAAGGAUUCCGUCACAAUCCGAGUUGACGCCGUCGUCUACUACAGAAUUGGAAAUGCUAUUGCCUCGGUUAAGAACGUUGAAAACGCGUCAAUCUCCACACGACUCCUCGCUCAGACAACUCUGCGAAACAUCCUGGGAACAAGAAACCUCUCGGAAGUUCUCUCUGACCGAGAAGCCAUUUCAAAUGAAAUGCUGCAGAUCCUCGAUGAUGCCACUGACCCAUGGGGAAUCACUGUCGAACGAGUUGAAGUCAAGGAUGUUAUUCUGCCGCAAUCCCUCCAGAGAGCCAUGGCUGCUGAAGCCGAAGCCGCCCGAGAUGCCAAAGCUAAGAUUAUUGCUGCUGAGGGAGAAAUGAAUGCCUCAAAGAGCUUGAAAGAGGCCGCUGAUGUCAUCAAUAGCUCUCCCGCUGCACUCCAGCUCCGAUAUCUCCAGACUUUGACCACAAUCUCAGCUGAGAAGAAUUCUACAAUCGUUUUCCCAAUUCCGAUGGAAAUGAUGAAGGGAAUGGGCGGCGGUGGAAGCCGAAACUCGACUUUUACGACCCUGACGAAAGAUGAAUAA